Frankliniella occidentalis (western flower thrips) is the source of this 3005-nucleotide messenger RNA. RefSeq names its product myosin-9-like. The record is from RefSeq and is a predicted model, not a curated record. Gene Ontology annotation, biological process: establishment of epithelial cell polarity; cilium assembly. The transcript is spliced from 17 exons. Bases 49 to 2976 code for a protein of 975 amino acids. Gene Ontology annotation, cellular component: ciliary transition fiber; centriole; ciliary basal body. Lineage: Eukaryota; Metazoa; Arthropoda; Insecta; Thysanoptera; Thripidae.
ACUCUUGAAAGGGCCUUGGGUUGUGGUAUUAAAUUGCACACUGAGAAAAUGGAUGACUUGGAUCGAGAACUUUUCAGCUCAUCUCUUAAGAAACUCAAUCCGUCUUCCCUAAAAAUUUCUAAGAGUGAAUUGGAUUUUGAUGAGGAGGAUCCUCUUCGUGAUCUUCUGUCAUCAAGUGGUGAAAACACACCUGUCAAAAGUCUACCUAAAAAGCUGUCAGGGAAGGAACCAAUCACUGACCUUUCUAAGCAUGAUUCAAAGAGUAAACGCAUUGCUGAUAUCUUUGGCAUUGAUGAGCAAGAGGCGCACAGCCCUAGGAGUGCUGCAACUCCACCAAGAUCUGUGAUCAAAAAUGAAGACCCAGGCGAUUGGUUGGGGCUCAAAGCAGAAUCAGAUGUUAUAGAUAAAAAGAUUGAAAGCCAUACUAGCAAAUAUGAAAAUUUUGCACUGUCCAAGGUUCCAAAUUCUCGUCCUUUAACAAAAAGAAAUAGUCAAGAAGACAACAUUUUAGUGUCACAAGAAACAAAGGAUGUCCCCAAAACAAUUGAUGUUUCCAAAAAGACUACAGGAUUUGCAGCAGCAGAUGAUUUCCUCACCAGAAAUAUACCAGCCAGAAAAAGUGUCAAUGAGACCAAAAAAUCCAGUUCCAUUUUGAGCACUUUUAUUUCUGAUUUUGAUAGUAAACCAAAUCCUCAAAUAGAAUCAUUUACAAACAAAGGGUUUGAAAAGGACAGUGCAAAAAACUCAUAUACACCCUCUGCUAGUCGUGAACCACGUCGCAGCACCCAGCGGAGGGGAGGAGAUUUAGUUGACCCACUUGGACUGUUUUCAUCAUCUAGAGGAGAACCAUCAGAACCAACAAUAUCCUCAGAUACAGGGCCUGCUAAGAAAGAAGAUGAGUCACAGUUAAGAAAAUCAGGCAUAUCUGGCCAAGUUUUAAACUCUGUACUUCCAGAUCCAGUCCCCCAAUGGCUUGAGAGUGCAACUGUUCUUGCAGCAUCCUCGACUCAAACACCCAAUGCUGCAGAUAAUGUGCAUAAUUCAGGGCACUCUUUAGUAAUAGAGGAAAAACAAUUACCUAAAAGUGAUGCUGACAUCUUGGCUGGUCUGGCUGACUUAGAAACUCUGGCUGGAGAAGCUGCAGCACAGCAGCAAAAAAGUUUACUGUCUGCACUGGCAUUGAAGAGGCAAGAGGAUAACCUUCUUCAGCUGCAGGCUCAGCAAGCUGCCUUAUUGGCACAGCAUGAACAGCAGUUAGGUGCAUUAGUUCAAAGACAAGUGCAACGGCAGCAGCAAAUGAUAAGACAGCAAGAACAAAUACAAGCUCACAUUCAGGCCUUGAUGGUGCAGCCUCCAGCUAUUGCCCCAAUUACAUUGCCAGCAGCAUUAUGGAGCACAGCAGACAACUUUACUGGAAACAACGAUUCACUUUUUAUAAUGAAAACUCCAAAAAAGGAAGAUGAAAAUGAUCAAGAAAUUAUAUCAGAGUUGAAGGGUCAAGUUUACAGGCUUGAGAGGGAAAACCAAGAUAUGAGAACACUCCUAGAGAGUGAAAAGCAGAGAUAUAGUGAUCAACUCUCAGAUAUGGAAAUAUUUUUUAGAAAACAACUUGAUGUUCAAGAAGAUACAAUGACAAAGCAAGAAAAACGCCAUUUGUCUGAGAUGGAAGCAACAAGGCAAGAGACUGCAAUAAGAAUAACUCGCUUGAAGGAUGAACAUGAAGAAAUAUCCAAACAGCAAGCCCAACGUAUGGCAAAAUUACAUGCAGAAUGGCUUGCAGAUUUACAACGUUUAGGUGAAUUUCAUCAGCAGGCUGUAGAAAUGUUAAGGUCAGAGCAAACAUCAGCAGUGGAACACUGGAAAAAUUUACAGGCUGCUGAAUUAGAAGCUAUUAAGGAGGCUGGCUGCAAUGCAAGGUUACUUGAAAAGGCUGUAAAAAAUAUUGAGGAAAGUUCUGCCACUAUUUUAGAAAUAAAGCUACAGAUGAAAAGGGAGGACCAAACUCAGUUAUUAGAGAAAAAGGAGUCACUAAUGAAACAAGAAAUGCAUCUCAUAGGUCUCAAAGAGGCACUCGAAAAGCAGACUGUUGCUCUUGAAGCAGAAAGAGCUUGUAUUUCAACUCUGAGCCGUGAUCUGGAAUCUCAUGUACUGAGACGGCAGCAAGAAUUUAAUGAAGAAAAAAAAAGAUUUGAGGAUAGAGAAAAGAAAUGGGAGAAGGAAAAAUUAGGAGCUAUUGAACAUCUAAAAGAAGAAAAGCAGCUCUUAGAGAAACUACAGUUGGAAGCACAUAUGGAACUGUCAGAGUUGGGAGAAAGAAAGCUAGCUCUUGCUGCUGAUGUUGCUCGCUUAGAAACUAGAUUGAACAUUCAGAGCACACACGCCAAUCGAAAUUCACAACAAGCAGAGCAGAAUGCCUUUGCCUCACAGAUGGUUGCUGAAGCACGAUCAACUCUUGAAGCUGCUCAGGAAGCUGGUAAAGAUGUUCAAAAGGAGAGAGAGGAAGUAAUGGCCCUGAAAAUAAGUUAUAAUGCAGAGCACAUGCACCUUCAAACCCUUAGGCAAGAGCUGCAGAUAAGAGAACAGACAGUUAAUGAAGAAUUGGCGAGAGCUAAAGCCUAUAGAGAAGAGGGAACAAGUGCUUUAAAUGAAGCUCGCAGACUAGAGAGAGAGCGGUCAGAGCAUGCAACCGAUCUAGCUCAGCGUCUGCUUCAUUUAAAAGAGCGAGAAGAUCGCCUUGCGGAAGAAAAGCUUGCUGUUACAAUGGAAUGGAAAAGAAUCCAAGAUUCUAGAGACAAUUUUUACUGCUUGCGUUGCGAACAAAUGCCAGGGACACCUCUAUCUUCCUUCAAACAUAAAGAGAAUAUUGUUGAUCCCCUACCCAUCAUAAUGAAGCUAGAGGCGGAACAAGGUUUGGACUUUAUCACUUUGGGCCAGCCCAAGUAUCACUCAUCUUUGCUGGAUUCUGUUAGCCAGUAAAGAAGCAUCAAAAGGGUGACAAAAAUAAU